AAAGUUUUCACAAUAUAAAGCAUCUUCAAAGUUACAAAGUAUGAUUCUUAUAUUGACAGUGAAAAGUGAAAAAACGAAACCAAUUGGCUUUUGAAACAAUAACAAUAAUUAAUUAAAAUCAGGUCAUCACCUUUGACUGACAAUGUUUAUGUGCUUCCCUUUGUGUCAACAUUGAGACUUUCAUUUACAUACAAAAAUACCGAUCAACAAUAGAAACAUCUUUAACAAUAUAAACUUGAUUUACAAUUAAUUUGGAAACAUUGGACAACAAAAUUUCCUCCCUUCUAUACGUUCGUCAUUUCUCAUUCAUUUGGCCCACCUCACAAGCCAAAACUUUUUACUCAAACGGAUUAUUAUUAUUAAUAUUAUUUAUACUUUGGAUAUUAACAAUGUUAUCAAUGGAGUUCCGUAAAAGACUUCAUACCUCACCAGCCAUUUUAUUUCAAUUGAUGGUUUUGUUUGUUUUACUCCCAGCUCAUUGGCAUUCAUAUCAAUGGAGUUCUUCAGCUCAAUGUCCUUAUGGAUGUUCAUGUCAGAAUGAUGAUGUUGACUGUCGAGAUCGUGGAUUGACGGAAAUACCUCCAGAUAUACCAGAAACAGUAACUGAAUUGCGAUUAGAGCAAAAUCGAAUCACAGAGUUACCUGGAAGAGUGUUUUCAGCCUUUAAACAUCUCAGGAGAUUGGAUUUGAGCAACAAUCAAAUAUCCAAAGUGGCUGGUGAUGCUUUUUUUGGACUCAAAUCAUUAACAACUCUGGUUCUAUAUGGUAAUCGAUUAACUGAUUUACCUAGAAACGUAUUUCAUGGAUUAUCAUCUCUUCAGCUUCUCCUGCUCAAUGCCAACAAUAUCUCAUGCAUUCGUAAAGACCUUUUCUCAGGACUUCAUAACCUCAAUUUACUUUCACUUUACGACAAUAAGAUUCAAUCUCUUGCCAAUGGUACCUUUGAUUAUUUUAAAAACAUCGGGACACUUCACUUGGGAGGAAAUCCUUUCGUUUGUGACUGCAAUCUCAAAUGGCUUUCAAAUUAUUUACAAAAAAAUCCAAUUGAAACGUCCGAUGCUAGAUGUGCUGAACCCAAAAGGUUGUCUCGUAAACGAAUCAUGUCUCUAGAUCCAGUUAAAUUCAAGUGUCGAGGUAAUGAAGCUUAUCGUACCCGUAAUACUUGUGGUAAAUCCAAGGGAAUACCCGAGAUUAUGGAAUAUCAAAAUGUUGAAAGAAGCGGAUUAAACCAUCGAGUUGAUAAUAGUUUGGUUCCUGAGAUGAAGAAACAUCAUGCUGAUAUAAUUGAAAAAUUUUUGAAAGAGUUAUCAAGUCAAGGAGGGAAGGUGACUGAUUUAUCUGAUAAAUUGGAUCGUCUUCUUAAAUACAUGGACACUAUUAACUCCAAAUUAGAUGAGAUUGGUAAAAAAAAUGCGUUGGUUAAAUUAUCAUCUUCAUCUUCAUCAUCACCACCUUGCCUCUAUCCAGUUAAUAAGAAAAAAGAUUCAUCAUCAUUAACAUCAUCUCUUCUUUUACCUGGAUCAGUGACACCAAUAUCAGUUUCAUCAAUCAGUAGCUCAUCUUCAUCUUUAUCAUCUUUAUCAGCAUUAUCACCUUCCUCCUCAUCAUCAUCAUCAUCAUCCUCAUCUUUAUCUUCAUCUUCUUCAUCAUCAUCACUAUCAUCAUCUUUACUAUCAUUGUCAUCCUCAUCUGCUAGUGAAUCAACAGUUGAUGCCGCUAAAGAUGAAGAUCAAUCCUCGGGAAUGUUUGAUAAAAGCUCAUUGACCAAAUAUGAUGACUACGAUGACAAAGAGUAAUUAUUGGUUGUAUCAAUGUAAUAUUGAGGUGGUUGCAAGCAUUGGACAAUUGUAAUAACUGAUUGCAAUUAGUUGAAAACAAUGAAAAAAUCAAUGUUUUCUCUGUCAUAGAGAAGUUUUUUAUUUCCCUGUUUCAGUCUCAUUUUUUUCUUCAUCUGCAAAUCUUGCAUUUCUUUCUCUCUGCCUUUUCAUUUUUCAUUUGGUUGAUUGUCAAUUAAAACUUGAUUAUGAACUUUAUUUAAAAAUAAAAUUCUUUCACAGUUAUUUGUAAUAUUAAUAACAACCAACAAGUAUUUCAAAAUUACCUCAACACACAACUCAAUUUUACAGGUUAAUGUUUUUUUCCUGAUAAUACUCUCAUUAUAAAUUUGCAUUAUUAGUUAACUUUUUUGCUGCUGAUUUUAUUAAUAAAAACCAAGAAUCGUUGUAAUAACUAUUGACCAUAAUAGGGAUUGAUUAUUGAAUUUGCCAGUGGAUUCCUCAAUUUUUAAUAUUAUCGUCUUUUUUCCUUUCGUUUUUUUUGCUAAAUAA
Molecule: messenger RNA, 2327 nt
Organism: Tetranychus urticae (two-spotted spider mite)
Lineage: Eukaryota; Metazoa; Arthropoda; Arachnida; Trombidiformes; Tetranychidae
Product: slit homolog 2 protein
Molecular function (GO): protein binding
Source: RefSeq, a predicted model, not a curated record